This is a messenger RNA of Salvelinus namaycush (lake trout), 1662 nucleotides long. RefSeq names its product mitogen-activated protein kinase 12-like. Bases 137 to 1225 code for a protein of 362 amino acids. Gene Ontology annotation, biological process: protein phosphorylation; intracellular signal transduction. Gene Ontology annotation, cellular component: nucleus; cytoplasm. Gene Ontology annotation, molecular function: MAP kinase activity; ATP binding. The record is from RefSeq and is a predicted model, not a curated record. The transcript is spliced from 14 exons. Lineage: Eukaryota; Metazoa; Chordata; Actinopteri; Salmoniformes; Salmonidae.
GUUGCGCGUUAGACGCGCUGCGUAUACUGUGACGAGAAUUUCAAGAACGCAUAGGUAGGACAAUUGGUGUGUAAACCAAACUGGGAAAUCACCUCUUGGGACACAUAGUGAAUUUGUUAAGAAGUGGUAAAAUAAGAUGUCGAGCCGGACCAGACCUGGCUACUGUCGCCAGGACGUGAACAAAACCACCUGGGAGGUACCCGAGCAGUACCGGGAGCUGAAACAGGUGGGGACGGGGGCUUACGGUACAGUCUGCUCUGCGGUGGACUUCAGGACAGGGACCAAGGUGGCCAUUAAGAAGCUCCACAGGCCCUUCCAGUCUGAGCUCUUUGCUAAGAGGGCCUAUCGGGAGCUGAGGCUGCUCAAACACAUGAAACAUGAAAAUGUUAUUGGCCUUGUCAAUGUAUUCACUGCAGACCUCUCCUUGGACAGAUUCCAUGACUUCUAUCUGGUGAUGCCUUUCAUGGGAACAGAUCUGGGAAAGUUGAUGAAGUUACAGAAUCUCUCGGAGGACAAAGUACAGUUCCUGGUGUAUCAGAUGCUGAAGGGACUCAAGUAUAUCCAUUCUGCUGGCAUCAUUCAUAGGGACCUCAAACCUGGGAAUCUGUCUGUUAACCAGGAAUGUGAGCUCAAGAUCCUGGACUUUGGGUUGGCGCGGCAGGCUGACAGUGAGAUGACAGGCUACGUAGUGACUCGCUGGUACAGAGCCCCAGAGGUCAUCCUCAGCUGGAUGCACUACACCCAGACUGUGGACAUCUGGUCAGUGGGCUGCAUCAUGGCAGAGAUGCUGUCGGGAAAACCACUGUUCAAAGGCAAUGACCACCUGGAUCAGCUGACUGAGAUCAUGAAAAUCACCGGGACGCCCACUCAGGACUUCAUCACCAAACUGCAGUCUCAGGAUGCUAAAAACUAUGUCAAAAGCCUUCCCAAAGUGCAAAAGAAAGACCUUCAGGAACUCUUUUCCAAAGUCAGCCCACAGGCGGUGACAGUUAUAGAGUGCAUGCUGCUGCUCGACCCAGAGAGUAGGGUGAUGGCGGCGGAGGCCCUCGCCCUGCCAUACUUCUCAGAGUUUAGCGAGCCAGAGGAGGAGACUGAGGCCCAGCCUUACGACCACUCGGUAGACAACUCUGACUUGCCCUUGGAACAGUGGAAACGUCACACGUUCACAGAGAUCUUGUCUUUCCAGCCCCAAGUGGUUGAGUCCAGGGAAACCGCACUAAUGUAACAAGGUGGUCUUGACUGACCCCUGACCUCCAGGAUCCUAGGUCCCCUCAACCAGAGGAUGUGCAUCCUCUAAGUCCCCUCCAACCCUUCGCCUGACGAAGACCUUCAGGUCGAAACCGUUGCACAAUAGAACUACGGGAGUAAUCACCAGUGUGCAGGUAUCUAUUUUUUCUCAUCAUUUUACUUCUUGUACCUGCAUGUUACUGGAUAUGCGUACACUACUUCAAAGCUGAUUUAGUUAACAUAUUUACUUAAUUUGGGAUGACAUACAGGGAUCACUUAUGUAACAGACGUGGGCAGUAUUUGGAGAAUUUGUAAAUCCUGAUUGAUUUUAUGAUCAAGUGGACAUAUGGCCCGCUGUCCACCAGAGCAGACCCCAGCAUCACGUUUGUUAUCCCUCACCAUGGGUGAUAAACCCAAGAGAGAGGGGGCCCAAGG